Messenger RNA from Candoia aspera, 2519 nucleotides. Its product is annotated as TBC1 domain family member 24-like. The coding region runs from base 83 to 1888 and encodes 601 amino acids. Gene Ontology annotation, biological process: response to oxidative stress. Lineage: Eukaryota; Metazoa; Chordata; Lepidosauria; Squamata; Candoiidae. Gene Ontology annotation, cellular component: nucleus. The record is from RefSeq and is a predicted model, not a curated record. The transcript has 7 exons.
UUGGGCUGAAGUAUAUCAGCCCCACUGAGGGGCCCAUAACUUUUGGAAAAAACACACAGGAAAGUAGAGAGCAAAUUCUAGGAUGGAUAUCCUAAAGGACAGCAACUUGGGCAUCACACAAGAGACAGUUAAUCCAACUAAAGAACCUGUGCAAAUCAUUGCCAAGGCUGGGAUAGGGGACAGUAACUCGGCUUCCUGCCUAGGCUGCAGUGUAUUUGUGGACCAGACCAAGAUCCCCAAAUUGAAUGAUCAUCAGGACUCUCAUGAACAGUUCCUUGGCAAGUCUAUGAAAGAGCUGAAGAAGCUAGCAAGGGAAGGAUGUUGGGCUAGAAGCCAUACCCUGAGGGCAAAGGCUUACCAGCACAUUAUCCAAGAUAUACCAUGCCGGUUAAUGACGCCUGAUGCCUUCGUCUACAGUGACGUUGCCAGCACGUUAUUUGGAAACCAGAGUGAAAGCUUCGAUCCCUUGCCUGAAUUCCUGGCAGGAAGCAUCAUGCCCGAAUACUGCCUCACCCCAGAAGGGAUAACUGCUCUGAAGAAAAUACUUAUCUGCAUUUCCAAUUUAUACCCUGAUAUCACUUACUGUCCUUUCCUCCCAGCUGUGACUGCCCUGGUGCUCCAUUAUAGCCAAGACGAAGCCCAAUGCUUUGAGCUUACUUGCCGACUCCUCUACUCCAAGGCUCCCCACACCACCUAUAUAGAUCAUUCCUUCCUGGCUCAUGAGGCCUCCUGUAUGACCUUUGGGGACUUAGCCAAUAAGCACUGCCCAGCUGCCCACCAACUGAUAGCAAGUUCAUCAGACAACAUCUUUGAGGUGUACUCUGAGUGGCUGGUGUGGCUCUUUGAUGAUCUUCCCUUUAAUUAUGUCAUUCGCAUUUUUGAUGUGUAUCUCCUGGAGGGGCAAAAAGUCCUCUACCGCAUUGCUCUGGCACUGCUGAGGCAAUACCGGCUCUUUGUGACAUCAAGAAGACAAGAGGUGGUUGACAUCAAGGGAAGCUUACACACUUUCCUGUGGGACAUUCAUGAAUAUUUGGCGGCUGACAAGCUUUUAGAGAAAGCAUUUGGCAUCCGACUUUUCUCCCGCAAAGAAAUCUGGCUUCUUCAAAUGGCUAACAGGAAGGCUCUGGUGGAUAAAGGAGUAACAAUGGUGCAGCACAGACAACCAUUCCACCUCAUUGUGAAUGCACAUAAUUUUACUUCCACCAUCGUUACGGCUCAGGAAAUGCGGAUUGUGUGGUCCUGGAUCCCAGAACGAUUUUCUCUGUACUCACCUGUUCUCUUAUUCUCAACGUCUGAAGAUGGAUACAGUUUGCAAAGGUUUUAUUCCUGCUGUGAGGGCUACGAACCAACAUUACUGUUGUUAAAAAACACACUGGGAGAAGUGUGUGGAGCAUUUCUUUCCUCUGACUGGAAUGAAAGGAAAAAAAGUGGAGGAGCAACAAGCUUCUUUGGCACAGGAGAAUGCUUUAUUUUUACAGUGCAUCCUGAAAUGGAGCGGUAUGAAUGGGUGUUCAUCAAGAAGCCAGAACAAGCUAAAGCUCUACCUCGUCCCCAACGCCAGCGUUCACCGUCUCCCUUUUCUUUGGAGAGUCACAGAACAACCAGCUCAAACCACCUCACUGUACCAAAGUUAGAGACAAUUAAAUACCGUCUCUCUCCCUUCCUGGCAAUUAGACACUUCAAGUUGCCUUCCAAAACAGCCUCCAUGUUUAUGUCUGGAAGCCAGGAAGGUAUUAUCAUAGGGGGAGGUGGAGGCCAGGCUCUAUAUAUUGAUGCUAAUCUGAAUCAUGGAAGAACAGAACACUGUGAAACAUUUGACAACCCUCCUCUCUGCCAGCAAAACUUCCAGGUGCAGCUACUAGAAGUUUGGGGAUUUCAAAACUCCUGAUCUUCCCUUUCCAUAUGAUGGAAACUUUUGACUGAGAUUCCCCUCCAAAUCACCGCAUGUCAUCAGGUGUUGACUGAGAGUUGGAUAUGCAAGGAGCAGGAAUAGAUCUUUAAAAAUUCUGGGUAAUUGUCCAUUAGUACAGUCUUUUUGGCCAGAAUCUCUGGAGCAUAACAAAAGAUAUUAGAUAAUUUAUAUUUACCUGCAACUGUUCUACUUGGACUUUUGAAAGGAUUAAUUUUGAAAAAAAAAAUGGAAUUGCCAUUGAUUAUAUGCCUGCUUAUUCUGAUUAUUAGACAAAACAUAUGAAGCCAGAGAAAGCCAGUUUGGUGUAGUGGUUAAGACAUCAGGCUAGCAACCGGGAGACUGUGAAUUCUAGUCCUGCCUUAGGCACGAAGCCAGCUGGGGGACCUUGGGCCGUAUUCCUCUAAGAUUUGUUUUAUUUACCCCCAUCACUAUCCACAGACUCUCAGAGCCAAAUGGUAAUCAACAGUAUGAUAAAAAUACAAUAAUACUGUGAGCCACUUUGGUGUAGUGGUUAAGGCACUAGGCUAGAAACUGGGAGACCAUGAGUUCUAGUCCCAUCUUGGACACAAAGCCAGCUGGGUGAUCUUGGGCCAGUCACUUUCACUCA